Messenger RNA from Cuscuta campestris, 3620 nucleotides. Lineage: Eukaryota; Viridiplantae; Streptophyta; Magnoliopsida; Solanales; Convolvulaceae. The record is from the annotation of a GenBank genome assembly.
CACCAAAAUAAUCCCAUUAGUUAGAGGAGAGUUUAGAGAGUUGAGAGAAGCUGUCCGGAGAGCUUCCCGUCGCCGGAGCAAGCCAUGGUGUUCGCCGGAAGUUUCGCCAUUUUUCCGCCGGAAUCAUCGUUUUACUUCGAAGUAAGCCCGUAGAUAUAUCUAGUGACUAGAAAGUUCGUAUAGAUCGUUUCUACGUUCAUAAACGAUCAUUUGGUUGAGUUUUGUGUUUAACAUAUGUGAAGAACCAAGAAUCAUAAACCUUGAAUUUGUUGUUAAAACUUCGAAUUGAUGCCUCUAAAAUGAUCUACGAACCUUGGAGAACAUUUCUAUAUAGUUUAAUUGAAGUUUGGUGACCAAAAAUGGAACUUGAGAAAAAUGGGUCAAUAGAAUGAUGUGACAUGAUCCUGGAGGCAGACGGAGGCAAGAUAGUUGGAAUGGAUGUGAUUGUUUUGAAUUAAAGAAUAUAAAUAAAUUAUGUUUGUGGUUAUGAUUUGUUAAGCUUCCGCAAUAUUGAAAACUCCGUACUGUUUAUAUUAUGAAAAAUAUUAUUAUGAUAAAUAAAAGUGUUUGAAAUGUUUUAAAUGUUUACGAAUACCAAGUUUAUACUUUAGUCCGAAAGGGGCUGCACAGACCUGGAUGGAUUGAGAAGAAUUGCUAUGAAAAGGGGGCGCCCGAGAAAGAAGAAGGCUAAGGCAGAGGCAACGGAGCAGAAUUCUCUGAAACAGAAAACAGAAAUCGCAACACCAGAGACGGGAGAAUCAUCGACUGGUAAGAAUGAUACUCCUCUAGAAUCGCCAUCGGUACAGAAACAAAACCUAGAUAUGGAUCCACAUGUGAAUAAUCAGGGAAAAGGGGAUGGGAUUAGCAUGUCUGAUAAGAAGGAAUCUACUGAGGGAACACCAAGCCAUAAGGAAAUUCAAGAAGUACCUAUACGUACAUUUGUUGAGGUUGUUGGUGCUAAAGAGGAUAUCAAAUCUGAAUUAAGCUUUGUACAAACAAAAGAGAUUAAUGGGGUCAAAAUGGCUAGAAUGUCACAAGAGGAUCUGAUGGAUAUAGCUAACUAUUGGGAAGCCUCACUCAUAUGUUGUGUACUAGGGGCCAACCCACCCUUGAAGAUAAUGGAUGGCUUCCUAAGAAGAAUCUGGAAGGAGUAUAAAAUUGAGGAAAUCUCAGUGUUAAGAGAAGGGCAGUUUGUGAUACAGUUUGAGAAAGAAACAGAUAGGGAUGAUGUUUUCAAGAGGAAGUAUUACUUUAUGGAUAACAAACCUAUGCUUGUCCAAAGAUGGAAGUCUGGGUGGAAGGUAAAUCUGGAGGAGCUAACUGAUAUUCCCAUUUGGAUUAGGCUGCCAGAUCUGGAACCAAAAUACUGGAGUCUUACUGGACUAAGUAAAAUAGGAAGCAUUGUUGGGAAACCUGUCAAGAGGGACAAGGCUACUGCAACAAUGUCAAAGAUGGGCUAUGCUAGAAUUCAGAUUGAAGUGAGCAUCAGACAACAGUUCCCAGAAAAUAUUAAAUUCAUUGAUGUGGAAGGAAGAGUGGUCUCACAAAAGAUUGACUAUGAGUGGUGUCCAAUAACCUGUGAGAAAUGUAAGAAGCUGGGACAUUCGGAAACAGUAUGCAGAACUAAAGAGGUCGUUCAUACCCAGGGCAAAAGGACCAUGGUAUGGAGGCCAAAACCAAAGGCUCAGGAAAAGGAGUCUAAUGAGGGGAAUGAAAAUCUGCCCUUACAACUGGAGGAGGAUAAAAAGGAAGAUGUUUCUGAGGAGUUCCAAAUGGUAGACACGAAGAAAAGUGCUAAGAGGGUGAUACAGUUUGAAGAGCAGUUUGUGAAUGGCAUAAAUAGGAGGAAGGCUCUAUGGAUGGAUCUGAGACAACUACAGGGCAGUACUAAGAAGGCUUGGGUGAUUAUGGGAGAUUUUAAUUGUGUGUUGGGGAUGGAUGAUAGAAUGGGGGGGAACCCAGUGGGUCAGGAGGAGGUAAAAGAUUUCCAAGAAUGUAUGAAUUGGUGCGGGUUAGAGGAAAUGCCCAUGGAAGGGAACUAUUUCACCUUAUCUAAUAGGCAGGGACAAGACAAGAGAAUUUACUCCAGAAUUGAUAGAGCAUUGUGUAAUACAGACUGGAUGAUCAAACACAAUACUAAACUAAUUGUUAAGGUGGAGGGCAUAUCAGAUCACUCACCUCUGGUAAUUAUCCAAGGAAAUACUAGAACCAGUAAAAGCUUCAGAUAUUGUGAUAUGUGGGCACUGGAUUCAAGGUUUCCAGACACUGUUAAGAAGGUUUGGCUCAAAGAUAGAUCAGGAAGACCUAUGUAUCAAGUAUGCCACAAAUUGAAGGAACUGAAGGGACAACUUAAAAUGUUACAUAAGAAUAAUUUUGGGAGAGCUUUCCAGGAGACUGAUACCAUUAGAGAAAAACUGCACAGUGUCCAAGCUGAAUUGAAAAAGGAUCCUAAGAAUGAAAAGCUGAUUCAGGAAGAAAAAGAUUUGAUUCAUAAAAUGCAAGUCUCUAUGAAAGCUUCACUUCUGAUGAUGAAUCAAAUGUAUAAGAAGAGUUGGAUAACAGAAGGGGAUCUAAACUCUAAACUCUUCUUCUCAUGGCUGAGAAGAAGAAGACUCCAAAAUCAGGUUCAUAGUAUAAAGAAUAAGGAGGGCAAGCUGGUGGAAGGAGAGGGAAAAGUAGCAGCAGUCUUGUUGGAAUUCUAUGAAGCACUUAUUGGAUCAAAUUUGGAGAUAAAAAAUAUUGACAAAGAAGCCAUGGAAUGUGGGGGGAAACUGGAUAUUGAACAACAACUUGGCCUGUUGAAAGAUAUCACUGAAGAGGAUGUGAAGAAGUGCCUAUUUUCCAUACCUAAUAGUAAGAGCCCAGGUCCUGACGGAUACAGCAGUGGCUUCUUCAAAAACCAAUGGAGGACGGUGGGAGGACUGAUCACACAAGCAAUAUUAGAGUUCUUCUCUAAUGGAAGAAUGUUAAAACAAGUAAAUGCUACAGUACUGACUCUAAUCCCCAAAGUUGAAGCACAUUCUGUUGCAAAUGAUCUCAUCAUAGUAUGCAAGGCUGAAGAGAGGUCCUUAAAGUGUAUUAUGGAGGUGCUACAUACCUUUCAAGAAACAACUGGUCUGAGUAUUAAUAAUGGAAGAUGCAGGGUUAUCAGCAGUGUGCUCUUUGGCAUCAUGACAUUCUGGUGUAAAUUGUUUAUUCUCCCAACAAAGGGGGCCUAGGCCUAAGGAAUGUGGUGUACUGGAAUAGAGCUUAUGUAUACAACUAUUGGUGGGAUAUUGAUAAAGAUAAGGAAAAUUUGUGGGUAAAAUGGGUACAUGAAUGGUAUAUUAAAGGGGAGGUGAAGAACUACGAAAUCAGGGGUGACUGUUGUUUUUAUUGGAAAAAGAUCAUAAACAAUAGAAAAUGGUUCACCAAUAUGGAUAUGUCAAAGGGGUACACUACAGAGAUGGGGUAUGCCUGGCUGCUGGAGGUGAAAGAAAAGCCAAACUGGAUAUCAUUUGUUUGGAACAACCUAACUGUACCCAAACACCAAUUCCUCCAAUGGCUCAUUAGUAAAGAGAGAGUUAGUACCAAGGCAAGACUAGCUAAAGUCAUGGAUAUAAUUAACAUAUGUGAAUUAU